Cyprinodon tularosa is the source of this 2203-nucleotide messenger RNA. RefSeq names its product NXPE family member 3-like. NCBI's taxonomy places the organism in Eukaryota, Metazoa, Chordata, Actinopteri, Cyprinodontiformes, Cyprinodontidae. The transcript has 8 exons. The record is from RefSeq and is a predicted model, not a curated record. Bases 819 to 1829 code for a protein of 336 amino acids.
GGGGAAGACAGUGAGACGCAGAUAUACAUCAGUUUAAACAUUUCGGUGGAAAUGACAAAGUGAGGACAGCAAAGAAAACAAAUGCAAAGGAUUGGAUCCAGUCAUCAUUGAUAAUGGAAGGCCAAACUUCAAGAAAAUGUCUUCUUCAGAAGAAUAUUUUUAUUUUCCUUUUCUUGACUUUACUUGUUUUAUGGGUAAUUGUUUACAGUACUAACUUUACUGAUCACAUAACCUGCACAUUAGCAGAGGAGAAAGUCCCAGCCACCAAAACACUGAAACAUCCCACUGAGCCUCAAAACCAUACAGCUGUUUGCUCCUUCCAUUCUGUGUCACCUGCAGAUGCUCUUGAGUCAGAAUUUUUAAAGGACUACAUUGCCUGGCCUGAAACACCAUCCCUGCCAUCUUACUUUUCUCUGAAUGACACCAGCAAUGCAGCACACAGCACUUUCACAAUUCUCCCUCGUAAUGGAGGGGGAAGUUGGCAAGUAGGGGAUCAAAUGGAGGUUUUGAUAGAAUAGAAUGACUUCAAUGGUCACCACAAGAAGUCUGGUGGAGACGUCCUUUUUGCUCGACUGCACAACCCCACUGUUCAUGCAGGUGUGGUGGGGAAAGUGCUUGAUCAUCAUAAUGGUUCCUACACUGCUGUAUUCUCCUUACUUUGGGAAGGAAGUGCACAAGUUGAGGUGAUCCUGAUCCACUCCAGCGAGGCAGUGAAUGCUAUAGAAAGAGUCAAUUUGGAAUACCCUGGCAGAAUUUUUUUUCGAAGCGUUUUCCGCUCUGGCUCAGUCACUGAAACCACCACAUGUAAUGUAUGCCUUAUGGCACCGCCAGAGCAGCUAUGCAACUACACUGAUCUCAACACAGAUGAGCCCUGGUUCUGCUACAAGCCAAAGAAACUCAGAUGUGAGCACAGGGUCACUCACUCUUUUGGAGGUUUCGACAAUAAACCAAUAAAAAUGGAGAAAAGGCUGUUUCAAAUUGGUGUCAACAUGAAAGCAUCCAUUCGGUCAGCAGGAUCCUCAAAAAUCAAUAUUUUACCAAAGCUUAAAGUUUCCAAUGAAACAGUACCUGCUAAUGCAUCAGGAAAAAGUUUGUGGACCAGACCUGCUGGUUAUUACUACAAAGAUGCAUGGCAGGCUCUAGAUGGCACCAAGGUUCAUCAGUUCAACAAUGCCAAAGCCAUAACUCAGUGCCUGAAAGGAAAGGAGGUCCACAUGUAUGGAGACUCCACCAUCAGACAGUGGUUUGAAUAUUUAAUUGCAAAAGUACCAGAUCUUAAGAAGUUUGACCAGAAAAAACCUCCAAAAACAGGACCCUUUCUGGCCUUGGAUUAUACAAACAACAUCUUAGUGACAUGCCGCUCCCAUGGUCCUCCCCUCCGUUCUCCUCUGAUGCUUGUCAGUCAAUUACACUUAGUUGCCAAUGAACUGGACAGCGUGGAUGGAGGCAACAACACUGUUGUAAUAAUUGGUGUCUGGGCUCACUUCAGCACUUUUCCUGUUGAGGUCUACAUCCGACGUCUGCUGAGUAUAAGGAGAGCAGUCAUGCGGUUGUUGUCCAGAGCUCCAGGUACCCUGGUAAUCAUUAGGACUGCUAAUCCUAAAAGAAUUACAAUAGAGGAGUCAGUUACCACUGAUGAUUACUAUUUUUUACAGCGUGAUAAGAUACUCAGGACAAUAUUUAAAAAAGUCAAUGUCCGAUUGCUGGAUGCCUGGGAGAUGACCCAGGCCCACUACCUCCCACACGAUGUCCAUCCACCGCCUCCUAUAAUUAAGAACAUGAUCGAUGUUGUUUUGUCCUAUGUAUGCUUUCCCCAACCUCAAACUUAAAAUCAAAGAAAUGGAAAACUUUAUUAACUGGUUAUUAAGGUUAUUAGGGGGAGUGGCAGCCUAGUGGUUAGGGUAUAGGGCUUUGAAUCCCCCAAGGGGAUGGGUUAAAUGCAGAGAAUUAAUUUUCCUCUGGGAUUAUUAGAGUAUAUAAAAAAAUAUUUAAAAAAAACUAUUGGUGAUUAGUAACACUUCUGGCUUGACAUCACACAUAAAUCCUCCAACAGUCAGGAGAGAAUUAUUAACAAAAUCAGGAUAAGAUUGAAUGAAUUUAACACUGUGGCCACAUUCAAUGGAGAAUCUUUUAAAAUAAGAUGUCUGUAAGAUAUAGAAAAUAAAUGACAUACUGUAUUAAAAAGUAUACUAAAUCCUCAACA